Molecule: messenger RNA, 1218 nt
Organism: Lasiosphaeria miniovina
Lineage: Eukaryota; Fungi; Ascomycota; Sordariomycetes; Sordariales; Lasiosphaeriaceae
Exons: 1
Coding region: 1-1218 (405 amino acids)
Source: RefSeq, a predicted model, not a curated record
AUGCCUUACACCGGGGACGGGAGGAACAGCAGCCUCAGGUUAGCAGACAGCAGUCCGAGGGGAGGAUUGGCGAGCUGGCUGAGCGGUACUGCGGCGGGGAAUGCGCUAGGCAUGAUCUCGACCAAUUCGCAAGAGAUGCCGCGCGCCCCGACGUUAGACGUUACUCCGGACACGACGCCGACGAAAACGCGGGGGAGCACCAACGCGAGUGUUGGUGCAGUAGAGUCGACGACACCGAAAAGCACCGUCACGGCGACGGCGUCGAGGUUCAUGUCGGCGAUCUCAUCCAGAUUCACCCCGGUAGCGCCCACAAAUCCGGCCAUGCUAGACGAUGAGUUAUGCAACCUUGACGUCGAGGCCACCCUGUUUGCUCCGGGAUCGCCCGUGGACCGCGACGCCUUCUCCCCAGCUGCGUUCAAGAACCUGCAGUUAAAUGCAGUGGGCCUGCUGACCAGGAUGCAGAUCGCAUACCGCGAACGUGUGGUGGCUCUACGAGAUCUGCAGGCCGAGCGGUCGGCGCAGCGGGACGAGCUUGAGGAGGCCGAAACGAGGGCACAGCACCUGAAGAUGCAGCUUGAGGGCAUGGCGUUGAAGGCACAGGAUCACGAAAGAGCCAUGCAGCAGCUGAUGGACGAGCUUGCCGCCGAGAGGAAGGUGAGAGCAGAAGAGCGCAUGGCUCUAUUGUCCCGAGAAAAGGCCUUCGCGGCCCCAAUGUCGUCCGAGGGAUCCGUGCUGUCCGAGGACCUUGGCGUUGACGAUGAUCGCCAACAGCGAAGGUGGAAGCGGAAGAGCGGAGGCUCCACGACCGAGUCAGGAGCCGGCUUUGACACGGAUGAGGAGAGUGCGGGGAGCGAGAGCGUGUUUUCGCGGUGCCGGAGCCCGACCCACGGCGCCAUAGACGGGAGUUUGAUGGACGCAACAACGUUGCUACAGCAGAGGAGCAGCAGUUCCCUUGCGCCGCCCCCGUCACUGAGGCAGCCGAGGGCAGGCCAGCAGCAGAUAAGCACGUUCCAAAAGAUCAUCAAAAACAUUUCUGGCGAGACGGAAGACGCUGCGGGCACCAACGGCUGCAGAAACUGCAAGGGUCAGGACGCCAGCAUGGCCUGGGAUACUGUCAGUCUGCUCAGAGACGAGAAUAGGCAUCUAAAGCAUCGAGUAGGCCAGCUGGAGGUGGCGGUGGAGGGAGCUUUGGAUUUCGUCAACGGGAUUGGGUUAUGA